Messenger RNA from Manis pentadactyla (Chinese pangolin), 2705 nucleotides. It is a transcript of the gene GCNT1, whose product is annotated as glucosaminyl (N-acetyl) transferase 1. The record is from RefSeq and is a predicted model, not a curated record. Gene Ontology annotation, cellular component: membrane. The transcript is spliced from 5 exons. Gene Ontology annotation, molecular function: beta-1,3-galactosyl-O-glycosyl-glycoprotein beta-1,6-N-acetylglucosaminyltransferase activity. Bases 720 to 2006 code for a protein of 428 amino acids. NCBI's taxonomy places the organism in Eukaryota, Metazoa, Chordata, Mammalia, Pholidota, Manidae.
GGCGCUCGGGCGCGAGUGGGCGGCUCCGAGGCCCUGAGGCGGCGGCCGGGAGGGCCGGGAGUCCAGCGCGGCGCCGGGCGAGUGCGCGGCUGGCCCGGGGCGGCUCCGCGCGGCUUCUCUGGGGCGCCGCGCGGUACCUCACCCUCCUGCGCCCCAGAAGCAGACACUCUCCUCAGCGUUUUCUCUCCGUGCAGAGCAGAACACGGGCACCCUUGCCGGCCACGCACUGCUCAUUCUUCCGGGUGGAUGAGGCCGCCUACAGAUCCAGGCUGGACCUUAUUUAUGGGCUGCCCGGGCGGAGUUGACAGUUACAUGGACCAAGUUUAACCUUAACAAAGGUUUGCCAGUGCAGAGCCCUUAUCUUUCUCCUUAUCUAGGAGUCCCAGGUAUAAUUACAGGCUGAACAGGAACAUCUGGGCUUUUCUUAGUGGCUUUAAAAAGCUUCAUGGAAUACAACACCAUUGCUGGAUGCUUGGUAUAUUUAAGAACCCUGGCGGCAUGAGAAGCACUCUACAUAGGCACAGGGUGUUACCUGGAGUGAGAGAACUAAAUGAUCCAGACUCUCCUUAAUUCUACAUGUGCUCUUCUCCAUUUCAAGAUGCCUUUGCACUUCUGAUAAAUGCAAACUGACCAGUCUUGCCCACAAAACAAGGCAAAUCAUUACUGCUUGAAGCCUGGGACCUGCCCUUAAUAAAGGAAAACCCUGACUGUUGUUUGAAAUGCUGAGGAAGUUGCUGCGAAGGAGACUUUUUUCUUAUCGCACUAAAUACUACUUCUUGCUUCUUGUUUUUUCCCUAGUCACCUUCUCUGUUUUAAGAAUUCAUCAAAAGCCCGAAUUCAUAAGUGUUAAACAUUUGGAGCUGGUUGGAGAGAAUCCCAGUAGUAAUAUUAAUUGCACCAAAGUUUUACUGGGUGAUAUAGAUGAAAUCCAAAAGGUAAAGCUUGAGAUUCUAACAGUGGAAUUCAGAAAGCGCUCUCGGUGGACAACAUACGAUUAUAUAAACAUGACAAGUGAUUGUAGUUCUUUCAUCAAGAGGCGCAAAUAUAUCGUAGAACCCCUUAGUAAAGAAGAGGCAGAGUUUCCAAUAGCAUAUUCUAUAGUGGUUCAUCACAAAAUUGAAAUGUUUGACAGGCUCCUGAGGGCCAUCUAUAUGCCUCAGAAUUUCUAUUGCAUUCACGUGGACAAAAAAUCAGAGGAUUCCUUCUUGGCUGCAGUGAUUGGCAUUGCAUCCUGUUUCAGUAACGUCUUUGUGACCAGUCAGCUGGAGAGUGUGGUGUACGCAUCAUGGAGUCGGGUCCAGGCUGACCUCAACUGUAUGCAGGACCUCUAUAGAAUGAGUGCAGACUGGAAGUACUUGAUCAAUCUUUGCGGUAUGGAUUUUCCUAUUAAAACCAACCUGGAAAUUGUCAGGAAGCUCAAGUCAUUAAUGGGCGAAAACAAUCUAGAAACUGAGAAAAUGCCAUCCAAUAAAAAAGAAAGGUGGAAAAAGCAUUAUACAGUUGUGGACGGAAAGCUGACCAACACAGGGACUGACAAAAUGCACCCCCCUCUUGAAACGCCUCUCUUUUCAGGCAGUGCCUAUUUUGUGGUCACUAGGAAGUAUGUAGGGUAUGUGCUCAAGAACGAAAAAAUCCAGAAGUUUAUGGAGUGGGCAAAAGACACAUACAGCCCAGAUGAGUAUCUCUGGGCCACUAUUCAAAGGAUCCCUGAAGUCCCAGGCUCACUGUCCUUGAGCUCUAAGUAUGACAUGUCUGACAUGCAUGCAAUUGCUAGGUUUGUCAAGUGGCAGUACUUUGAAGGUGACAUUUCCAAGGGCGCCCCCUACCCCCCCUGCAGCGGAGUCCACGUGCGCUCUGUGUGCAUUUUUGGAGCAGGUGACUUGAACUGGAUUCUUCGUACACACCACUUGUUUGCCAAUAAGUUUGACACAGAUAUCGACCUCUUUGCCAUCCACUGUUUGGAUGAGCAUCUGAGGCAUAAAGCCCUGGACCUGUUAAAACACUGACCAUUUGCUGUGGGCAGUUUAGAAAUAAUAAGGAUGCCUGAGUCAUACCCCAUCUGAUUCUUCUACCCUGUUAAUAAACACCAGGAAAACUGCAGGGAGCACCCUUUGGGGAAGAGACUCUACAGAGACGCUACAUGGUUUGGCAGAGCACAGUCACUUAGAAAAGUUACAGUGCUAAACGUUUACCUAGAGUUAAUGUGAGGCCAAAGUGGGUGGCAAGGUCUUCUAGGAAGAGGUGGCCCAGGUGGGAGGGCAAGAGGCCGAACACAAAAAGCAGCCUGUGAAACAAGCUCAGGGACUUAUUGAAAUGAUAAGAUUCAACCUGUGCCAAAAUGACUUGGAGAGCUUUAAGUAUAAUGGUUUUCCUGAUUUGGAUACAUCUGUCUCCACAACCAAUCGUGAGGAUAUAAUUUCUCUUGUAGGUUAUAUUUGUUGAAAUAGAAAUUCUGCUUUGCUCUCCAUGAUCCUUGUGUGUAAUUUACGUCCUGCUGUAUGUUGUGCUGGGUAGCGUGUCCAUGUAUGCCAUCUCAGGGAGCUUGCAAAAACAGGGUUGAGUGAACAGGACUAUUUCUAAUUCUUGCUUCUAAUAAUUUACAUGCAUUUUUAAAGAAAACAACAAGAAACAGUUUCUAGUUUAGUUGAUUCUGUGAAUCAUCUUAGGUUAUUAGAAAAGCUAUCAAUUAUUUAAAAAGUUAAAAA